AUGCGGUGCUUUACUACGGCUCUGGACGCCUGCUACCAGCAGUGCACCAUCUCCCGGAAAGCUUUCACGCAACCAUCAACGGCGAAGUCACGGCAGCACGAACGCAAUUACAUGACGUUCCACACCCUGACCCCCCUAGUCGUGUGGGAGGCAUACCCUCGGUGCUUAUUGAUCGACUUUCUUCGCAAGUCCUACAGCGCUGAUAUCGCUCAGAUCGUUGAGAUCGCUGAAAUCCUUCAGCCCCCCCCCUUUCCCCAGAACCCUAGAACAACAUCCCGUACGACGUCUCCCUCGCCCACGUAG
Aspergillus aculeatinus CBS 121060 is the source of this 303-nucleotide messenger RNA. RefSeq lists its product as uncharacterized. Lineage: Eukaryota; Fungi; Ascomycota; Eurotiomycetes; Eurotiales; Aspergillaceae. The coding region runs from base 1 to 303 and encodes 100 amino acids. The transcript has a single exon. The record is from RefSeq and is a predicted model, not a curated record.